Messenger RNA from Solenopsis invicta (red fire ant), 7363 nucleotides. It is a transcript of the gene BtbVII, whose product is annotated as protein tramtrack, alpha isoform. The transcript has 6 exons. The coding region runs from base 476 to 2152 and encodes 558 amino acids. NCBI's taxonomy places the organism in Eukaryota, Metazoa, Arthropoda, Insecta, Hymenoptera, Formicidae. Gene Ontology annotation, molecular function: DNA binding; protein binding. Gene Ontology annotation, biological process: regulation of transcription by RNA polymerase II. The record is from RefSeq and is a predicted model, not a curated record. Gene Ontology annotation, cellular component: nucleus.
CUCUUUCUCUCUCUCUCCCCCAGCAUCAUCGCCCGCAAUCAUCGUCACGAUCAUCAACGUCGUCGUUUACGCCAACCACGCGCGAAACUACGAAGGGGGACUUCCUGGCCAAACCUGUCGCGCGUCGUGUUGUUUAUUGUUAUGUCGUUCGCCUCAAACAACGUCGGCAGCGUCGUCGGAACUCACGGCACCUCGACGGCGCGACGACAUGUCGCCUCGCGUGACACUUUGCAUCUGCCUCUACGUCGCGUUUUCGUGGCUCCUUUUUAACCAGGAAGCUCUUCCCCGAUAGAUCAUUCGUGAAGCAUUCGCGUGUGUCAUUUCCAUGAGCUGUGUUUUUUAGUCAGGACCAAUUUCUACCCACUGCUGUAUUGAUCAGAAAGGAAUAUUUUUUUGUUGCUCAGUGACAUUUUCUUUGCAACUUUGAAACUCAUGUUUUUCGAAGUUUACAAGAGACUCUUCCCACGUCGUCACAAUGUCUAUGCAACAGUUCUGUUUGCGAUGGAACAAUCAUCAACCGAAUUUCAUUUCGGUCUUUUCCAAUUUGCUGAAUAAUGAAACUUUGGUAGAUGUCACUCUCGCUGCAGAAGGCAGGCAAAUUCAGGCUCAUAAGGUUGUGCUGUCGGCAUGCAGCACGUACUUUCAGUCGCUGUUCACAGUGAAUCCCUGUCAGCACCCUAUUGUUAUACUCAAGGACAUCAAGUUUUCCGACCUCAAGAUUAUGGUAGAUUUUAUGUAUUAUGGAGAAGUGAACAUAUCUCAAGACCAAUUGCCAUCCAUCAUAAAGACGGCAGAGAGUUUGAAGAUAAAGGGACUCGCGGAAAUGCAUACAGCAUCAUUAACUAAAUGGCCAAGUGGAAGCAGCGAAACGGGCGGAGGGGAUCGCGGCGAAUCCUGUUCACCAAGUCCAUCUCCGUUAUCUCCUUCUUUUCGUAGAAAAAGAUUAAGGAAGUCUUCUACUGGCUCAACGUCUGGUUCCGGUGACAAACCGGAGGAAAUGAAUGAAAUCACACUAGUGGCUACUAACAUCGUUAAACCUGAACCUCUUAUUGCGUCGCAAGAAAGCGGAGAGAAUUUGAGGCGACCAAUAAACACUAGCACAGAAUCUCAAGGCAGUAUUGAUGAAGAUCAAAUAUCAAUUAUGAGUAAUAUGGAAACUAGUUCUGCUAAUACGCCCGCCCAAAGUGACGGUUCUAUUCAAGAUGUAAGUCAACAAUCGGCAGGAAAUAUUGGACAAAGUUCUGUUUCUACGCAACCACCUGUUCAUCAAGUUCUUCAUUGCAAGCAGACGCAAGUAACGAAGAGGACUCGGCUGCUGAUCAGACAGCCGCGAGUGAAGAAGGAACCGAGUCACUUGUCACCGGACGGCGAAUCGAGCUCGUUUUCGCCGCACAUUGUCUCGACCUCCGUUCAUCUCGCCACGCCGACGCUGAAUCUUCCCCAAACGUCGAGGAGUUUCGAGGAGUCGCGUAUAUCGCCACCGCCACACACCAUGCUGGUCAAUCAACCGAAUCUGUUGACGGUGACGACGUCGCCCAACCUGUUGACGGUGCCCCAGCCAGCCUACCUGACGAAGCAGCACUCGCAUCCGCUGCUGUCGAGCCAGCAACCGAGUACGUCUGGAACGUACUGGAUACACCGCCAGCACUCGCAUCCGGAGUUGCCUGGCAGGACCACGAGCCCGUCGAUAGUGAUCGAGCCGGCGCCCAUCCUUAAAACGGAGGAAGAGGGAUGCGAGGAAGUCCCGACUCCGACUACACCAGCUACCGCCACCGAGUUUGGGUCUAGCGGCGGCGGUGGUGGUGGUGGUGGUAGUGGUGGUGGCACUUCCGGCGGACUGAGGGUGAAAACGACGGAGUUGAGGCGAGCUUCCUCAUCGCCACAGACGAGCAGUAGCAGAGAGCCUCGCGAGAGUUCGGGGGAUCAACGAUUAGGUCACUGUCCGGUGUUGCGCCAGGGCCCUGCCUUAGGCUGCAAUCACUGCUGGAAUACGAUAGACACCCACGGCAGGAUACUCCGUAGGAAGACCAAGUAUCAUUGUCCCGAAUGCCAGAUCAAUUUGUGCAUCGUGCCCUGCUUUCAGGAAUACCACGAGCAGCGGCGCGAGCUGAUUUCCAAAUUGAAGCCCUUACCGAAAACUAGCUCUGUUUAAUUCCCCCCUCCUCCCUGUCCCCGAUUUAAUUAUGUACUUUGUUUUGUAAUUGUUACUUAUCGGAUUACGUGUUAAAGCACGCGCUUUAAAUGUAUGAAGGUUCAACGUGACGAAAUAACGAAUCCGUUGGCGUGUGACAUUAUUUUUCUCGUGUACGAUGAAUGUGAAUCAUCAGAUUGAUAUCGAAGACUUCACGACUUGAUAUAUUUUCGUAAUACAUUUACAGCAUCUAUAUAAUUGUUAAAGUAGGUUCUGAAAUCAUUGCAAUCUCGCGGUUUGAUGAUACGAAUAUUUAUAAUUGUGUGUAAUACGCUUUCCCCCUUCUGUAUUAGUCCUUCUGUAAUUUUUACGUAGUCACAUUUUUUUAAGUUAAAUAUGUGACCAUUUCAUCAAGGAACUUUUAGUUUUUAUCAAAAGCAAUUACUCUAAUUUUAAAUUAGUAAAUUAUAUAAAAUUUUACUUUAACGUAGACAUGAAAAAAUUAAUAUAUUAUUUUUCGUGCAAUUUUAUAAAAUUCAUGACAAAAAGUGUAUCGAGAUUGGAUGUAAGACUACCUGUUAAUUUGGAAAAUAUGUAAAUAAUUAUUGCAAAGUGCAGCACUUUAUUAUUUUCGUUAUGAUUUAUAUUUCAGCGCACACAAUAUGCAUAUUAGGGAUAUAAAUAUUCUCUAUAAAAAAAAAUACUUAUUAAUUUAGAUAAUAUCAGUAACAGAUAUUAAAAAAACUUUUUUUUAAGUAUUUCAGUUACUUUCGUAUCAAUAUAGCAGAUUUUCGAUUGUUUAUAUUAAUACGUAUUAGUAAAAAUCGCAAUCUAUCUAAAUUGAUGGUUGACGAUUUUUGGAAUUAUCUAAAUUAAUAAAUUUUAUUUUUUUUUUAUAUAGGACAUUUACCGUAAUAUGCGGACAUAAAUUCAACAUACAAAUAUGAAAAAAAAUUUACGUGCAUAUUUUCGCCUUAUUCGAGUUUUCUUAAGAGUUAUAAAUGUUUUAUGUACAAGAGUUUUUGUUUUGUUUUCUUUCAAAUUGUUUUUAUUCAAGAUGACCAUCUCGAAUAAGUGUGAACGUAUUAUUGAUCUUUCUAGAUUUAUUUAAAGUAAAAAAUUUGUUAAAAGAUAAAAUGACUGUGACUCAAAUAGUUUAUAUCGAAUCGAUGCUUUUAGCUGCUGAAUUAUUUUUUUCUGAAAUAUUUUCAUAAGUGUAUCUAUGAGAACAACAAUGUAUCGUGUAUUUUAUUGCAAGUGUAUUAGCUUAACGCGUAUUCGUAUGAUUUUUAAUGUUAACGUAUCUAACGUUAUUUUUUUCCAAAUAUUUUCCGUCUUUCGUCCAAUCACGCUACACCGCAUGAUCUCAAAAUAGAACCCUCUCGCACUAUGUCUUUCUUUCUGUGUGGUUGUCGCUCUCUUUCUCUCUCUCUCUCUCUCUCUCUCUCUGUCUCCCUUUUGUAUGAAUGCAUCGAGAUAAUAAUUUCUCUCGACGACACGCAGACACUAAUUUUGGAGACCAUGAAUUGCGAGAUGGAAUUGCAAAAAAAAAGAGAAACAAAAGUUGGCUGAAAACCGACGCGGCAGCCGCUAAAACGAGAGCUUUAGCACACGUGCAACGAUCGAAAUUCGGUGUACUUUUAUAAAUCACUUCCUACCAUUCGCAGGGCCACCCCUAUCGCCACCUGUAACGACAUCCCGCCGUUAAUGCGUCCGUGUAAAUUUGUCGCCGUUUGUUCCACGAGGCGGGAUGCGCGAGUUCCUUCCUUCAACACGCGAGUUUUAGGAUUAAAAAAAAAAGAAUAGUACAAGCGAGAUCCGUGUUGUCAAUAUAUUGUUUGUAUAUAUAUAGAAAUAUAUAUGUUCCAGAUUUUCUAUUUAAUAUAUGUAACAAAAAGUUUUCUAAAAUCAAAAUUGUGCUGUGACCGCCACGUAAAGUAGUAGCAUGUACUUAUUGUUAGUGCACAUUCAGCAUGGCAAACUUUCGAAUAAAGAAUUGAACAAUUCUUUAAAUAAUUGUAAAAUAUAUUUAUAUCUCAAAUUGUAUUUGUCAAAUUUUUGACGAAUAUUAUUUAGAAAUUUUAUUUCGACAAAUUUGCUGCGUUAUGGCGAAUCAUCUUAGCGCAGGUAUUGUAAAUUUUCGUGAAUUCGUAAUGACAUUGUUGCACCCUUUCCACAAUUUGUCUAUAGGAGUAUUAUUUUUGCUCGCAAGAAAUAUAACUUGUUUAAUGAUUGUCGUCAGCGAAAGACACUGAUGUUGUCUGUACAGCCUAUAUCCGAAGCUCGUUUUUCUGUUUCGAUUUUGCAAUUCAAAAUUCAAACAAAAACAAAAUGUUUUUUAAUCGAACGUUUCGUUUUUAUCAAAACACAUUCGAUUUACGCGAGAAUUUUGGUGGUAUGUACGUUUCUAUCAAGCCUCUCCGCUUGUACUAACUUUUUUUUCUCUUAUUUCCCGGGCCAAUUUUCGCUUGAAAUUCACGUACUAUUUGUCACCCGAUUCCAGACUCCGAGCAUUUUUUUUAUGUCUGUUUCUCGUGCAUUUAUCGCGGAAGAGUGUCAGAAGUGCCGACACGUGUCGCGAACGGGAUGGCCGUAGAAGUGACCGUGUAAAAGAUUUUUCUCCACGGGGGAGAGAAAAGUCGUGGUGUGAUGGAUUAGGCCGGAUUCGCUCCGGCCAUUUCGAUAAAUCACGAUUUGCGAGGCGGACAGGCGAGGAGCUCUGCCCGCGACCUGCAUUUCCCCUGACACCUCCUUGCGAGCGACACCGAGCAACGUUCGCGCACUUUGUAUAUGUAAAAGAUGUUGAAGAUGUAGAAAUACGUGCAAUAUAUUUUUCUCGGCAUUACAGAUGUAUUAUAUGCGCAAGCGUUAUACCGAUUAAUCAUAUUUUAUGUAAAUCUAGCCUGAGAGAUUCGUAAAUUAAAAUAAAAUAAUGUGAGAUCACACACAUACAUAAAGCGACGACCGGAUUAAUUAUCUCCCGUAUUAGAUCAUUCCAUCGAGCUCAUCAGUCUGACGCAGAGUACCCUAUCUUGUAACAUUAAUUGCGAUGUAAUAUCACGCGUUUCCGAUGUAUCGAUGUUUAAUAGAUUACUGGACCUACCCGAUUGAAAAAGAAAAAAAAAAAAGAACGACUACCCAAACAAAUUGCUAUCAUUUCUUAUCUCUCAAAAAUUGUUUGUUAUCAAAGUGUACUUUUCCCGUCAUAGUUUUUCCAUCCCCACGUCGAGGAUACGCGAUCCCGAGGUAACUCGAGCGAAAGAGGUCACAGAUGGUAAAGAAAAAGAUACAAUCUAACAUGGCCACGAUAUAGAUAGAGAAACUAAAAUACGGAUCUAAAAUAUAAAUUAAAAUAUAGAUUAAAAAUAGAUAGAUAACGGCCAUGUAUGGGAUGGCAGUCGGAAAAUUGCUGAGCAGUUGAUUCUUUUUUUAAUUUUUAUUUUCUUUUCAACGAACGAAUGGAAUGAGAGCCGUGAUACGAGCUGCAGCUGCGUUGCCCGCGUGGCAAAAGAAUAAUAUUAAUUAGAAACUGUUCAUCCGACGACGGAAAGAGAGUCGACGUCGACUUCUUCUCCCGCCGCCGAAUCCUCGAGCAAAUCGUUACUCGCAAUAAAUCCGCGAGGGUGGACGACUUCUUUUUUUUCCUCGGGUCGGUCGCCGGCGGCGGCAGCGUCGUUUCCUCGGCGGUGAUCGCCGUCCGCGGGAUAUGGGGUCAGCCGUUUCUUCUACCCGCAAGCUGACGCCACCGCCACCGUCGUAACGGCAGUAACCCCUCUCGUCGCAUAACGCGCGAGACGGAAGAGCCGUCAUCUUGGAUCCCCCAAAAGCCGCGGCGAUAUUGUACGCGCAGCCGGUGCCCCGUCGACAGCUGGACCCCUCGUCUCUCCGGCUCUCUCUCUCUUUCUCCACCUCCCUCUCUCUUUCUCUCGUCGCAAACGAAAAGUCACCGCUCGGAUUAAUCGUCGGCGAAAAACCCCCCUCGAUACACGGACGCGGCUCGUGGGAGGUCAAUCUUGUUAGGGCGAGAGAGCGCGGAAGCGAUCCGCGGCAAAGCCGACGGAUACGCGUGUUGCACGCGGCCUUCGCGCGCCGGUGCCACCCCGAUGCGUCCCCGACGAGGCGGCAGAACGCUUUAAAGCGGAUGUCUGAUUCUCAUUAUUGUUGUCGUAUUGAUUGUGCGCUGAGCUUUUUGCAAGUGCCCAGCUAAGCUGAUUGAUAAAAUUGUAAAAUAAAAUUAAAAGUGAUUCCUGAGACUACUCGCGCUCCUCGCAGCUUUUAAUUAUCUCUCUUUUUACAUGCAUCUAUAGCUUAUGUCAUGGUGUUAAUUUAUAGUUUUUUCUGUAUUUGUAUUUGUGCGCAAAGAUACAACAAAUUCCUAAUCAAAAUUACUUCUAUUAUGUACAGAAUUAACUCAGUCGACACAAUUUGUGUAACUGCUAUAUAAUUUGGGAACAAUACUUUGUAUAAUAAAUGGUUCGUGAUAUUUGUAUUAUGAUUACUUGUAACUGUUGUUUCCUUUUAUGUAAUAUAAAUAUGUAAAUGUUACAUAUUAUUUACAUAACAAAUAUGCAAUGCUUCAGUAUAUCAGAUUUUAAACAUUCGAACUCCGAUAUAUAAAUGUUAAACAAAAAAAUAAUUAUAAUAUACCAUCAUUAUUAUUUUUGAAAAAGGGUGAAAUUAUAAUUACAACAUUGCUGCACCAUUGCUGAAACUUAUUGUAGCUAUUAUAUAAUGAACCCAUAACUGUGUCGACUGGGAAUUUUGUUUAAAUUAAAGAGAAAUCAUGUUAGUGCAUUAAAAAAUGCUUAUAGAUCACCUAGAGCUGUCAAAGGUAAAAAUAUACGACCUUGUUAUGGUAAAUUGUAUCUUUGUUUGUCGCGAAAUAAUAACCGAAGUGUUAAUGUAAAUUUAUGAAUCCUUGAGGGAAAUUCGUGAAUUGAAGAGGUAUCUUAGUUUCUUCGAUUAAACUUUUACAAUCUUCAUAAGAUGCAAUUGUGAAAUGAUUAAAUGAUCAAAAGAGACAUCACGAUAAUAUUAACGACGAUACGUAAGAAUAACUAAGGUUUGACAAGAAUAGAGGAAAAAGCAAGAUAACGUAAAACUUAAUUUAUAUAGUGAAACUUUGAAAUGAACGGAAAGGAAACGGUGUUUAAUCCUCUAGCGAUCAGUACCGCAUAUUUAUAACGUUCACUUUCCACGUACAAAUGUAUCAAUAAAUUCGGGACUUACGCA